Molecule: messenger RNA, 1896 nt
Organism: Lachancea fermentati
Lineage: Eukaryota; Fungi; Ascomycota; Saccharomycetes; Saccharomycetales; Saccharomycetaceae
Source: the annotation of a GenBank genome assembly
AUGUCUGAUAAUACUCUGAAAUUCGCAUCUCCAUGCCAGUCUUUUGUUGACACUUCAUUCUUCCAGGAGUUAAGUCGGCUGAAGUUAGAUGUGCUGAAGUUAGACUCUGAAAGAAAAGGGUUGUAUUGCACUCUGAACUUGGAGAAUACACCAAAAGGAGCAUCCUGUGCUCAUCUCUUCCUAAACUCACAAUCUUUUGAUGAAAGCUCUUCCCAGACUUCGGGGAGUAUUUUCCCAGGAUCUAUCUAUAAUUUCAAUACCAUUGAGCAAUUCAAAAGUUUAGACAAAACACAGUUCAUCCAGGAAAGAGCACAAGAGUUGUGGAUCAGUGGUAUUCAAAAUCCUAAUGAAGUUGUUGGAUUCUCUAUAAUUAGCUUUGCUGAUUUAAAGAAGUUUAAGUUUUUUUAUUGGGUUUGCAUUCCAUGUUUUCAAAUUCAAGAUCCAUCCUGGAAAAUUGUAUUAGUGCAAAAGGGUCACCUGCAUAACUGUCAAGAGUAUAUCGACUGGUUUAGAGAUAGGAAGGACGCCUGGUCAUUCAUAAUUGAUUCACAUCGAAAUGUCCUUGAAUUCAACGAAAAAACCGCGAUCGAUUGCGCUGUCCUUGGAAUAAGGGAUACGAGUAACCUUGAUAUGAUUCCUUCUGCCUUAACCAAGAACUUUAUAUCGCUGAUGAAGUAUUUCAGGCGAUCUCUGUCAUCAUUGAAAAUCUACUGUAUAAGACCAGAUGUGGAAUGUUGUUUUUGGAUGGAUAUUAACCUCCCAGGUGAAUUAAGUUCUACAGAUGUCAGGAUCAAGGCAUCGGGUUGGGAGCGCAACACCCAAAAUAAGCUGACUCCAAGAGCAAUUGAUUUGAGCUCUUUAAUUGAUCCAAUGAAAGUUGCAGACCAAUCUAUCGACCUGAAUCUUAAACUAAUGAAAUGGCGAAUAGCGCCAGAACUUAACUUAGAUGUCGUGAAGGAAUCGAAGAUUUUACUUCUGGGAGCGGGAACUCUUGGAUGCUACGUCGCUAGGUCUCUUCUCGCAUGGGGAGUCAGGAAGCUUACCUUUGUAGAUAACAGCACCGUGUCAUUUUCAAACCCUGUUCGUCAGCCAUUAUUUAACUUUGACGAUUGUGGUCAACCAAAAGCACAUACGGCAGCUUUAGCGCUCAAGAAGAUAUUUCCAUUGGUUGAUGCAAGUGGAUAUUGUUUAGAAGUGCCGAUGAUAGGGCAUCCGGUAUCCCAAGAAGAGAAGCAGAGGUCAGACUAUGAACAACUUAAAGAGCUGAUAGAUAAUCACGAUGUCAUCUUCCUUUUGAUGGACUCUAGAGAAACUAGAUGGCUUCCAACCGUGUUGGCAUAUGCUGCCAAUAAAAUAGUUAUAAACGCCGCUUUGGGAUUUGACAGCUAUUUGGUCAUGAGGCAUGGACACUACACGGGAGAUGAUAAGAAACAGCGCUUAGGCUGUUAUUUCUGCCAAGAUAUUGUAGCUCCUUCAGACAGUCUAACGGAUAGGACACUAGAUCAGAUGUGUACAGUGACAAGACCAGGAGUGGCUUUGAUGGCGGCUGCCCAGGCUGUAGAAUUACUGGUGUCGAUAUUGCAACAUCCACAAAAACACUCUACACAAGCAUCUGAUGGUAUUCUCGGAGAUAUCCCACACCAAAUUCGCGGGUUUUUGAGUGAAUUUAAAACGUUGCAACUGGAAACGCCUGCUUACGAGUUUUGUUCUGCGUGCAGCUGCCUCGUCAUCGAGGAAUUUAAAAGUCGCGGAUGGGAAUUCGUUAAGCAAGCUUUGAAUAACUACAAAUAUGUGGAAGAAGUGUGUGGUUUGACAAACGUUCAAUUAGAAGCCGAGAAGAUGGCAGAAAAUGUUCUAGUUGAUUGGAAAGACGAUGAGGACGGUGAAUUGAUUUGA